Messenger RNA from Ylistrum balloti, 3653 nucleotides. Its product is annotated as cullin-2-like. The transcript is spliced from 19 exons. Gene Ontology annotation, cellular component: Cul2-RING ubiquitin ligase complex; SCF ubiquitin ligase complex. Gene Ontology annotation, biological process: protein ubiquitination; SCF-dependent proteasomal ubiquitin-dependent protein catabolic process. The coding region runs from base 98 to 2335 and encodes 745 amino acids. NCBI's taxonomy places the organism in Eukaryota, Metazoa, Mollusca, Bivalvia, Pectinida, Pectinidae. Gene Ontology annotation, molecular function: ubiquitin protein ligase binding. The record is from RefSeq and is a predicted model, not a curated record.
AGCAUGGCGACCUCCUGUGUACUUGCACUUCAAGGAAUAAUUUCUUAAUUUGUCGAAGACUGCGCUAUCAAAAUCCACCCAGAUUUAAUUGUUGAUAAUGUCCCUGCGACCACGGCGUGUUGAUUUUGACACCACAUGGGACAACUUGUUGGAAACUGUUAAGGGAGUAAUUACAUGUGCCCAAGUGCCGCGAGCUACCUGGAAUGAUAGAUUCACAGAUGUAUAUGCCCUUUGUGUAGCCUGCCCUGAGCCCCUAGGGGACCGGUUGUACCAGGAGACUAAGAACUUCCUGGAGGCCCAUGUUGAAACUCUACACAAGAAUGUUGUGGAUGGUGGAGAAAAGAAUUACCUGUCAUUGUACCACACUCACUGGGUACAAUACAGCAAAGGUUCCAGCUUCCUCAACCAGCUGUAUGGGUAUUUGAACACAACCUAUAUAAAGAAACAGAAGUACAGUGAUGCUGACCUAAGCUAUGGUGGCUUUUCUAUUGAAUCAUCUGACCAGAUGCUGGAGAUUGGGGAGCUUGCCUUGGACACAUGGAAACGUUUGAUGGUAGAACCCCUUAAGGAUGCACUGGUACGUCUGAUUUUGAUUGAUGUAUGGCAAGACCGGUGUAAUGGCACAGUAAAUCAGACAAUUCUCCACGGUGUGAUCAAUUCAUUUGUGAAUGUUGAGGAUUACAAAAAGAAGCACCCACUUCAACUGUAUGAGGAUAUAUUUGAGAAACCGUUCAGGAAAGAGACUGGCGAUUACUACAGACAGGAAGCUGCUAAAUUGAAGGAUGAGUGUAAUUGUUCCGAAUAUAUGGAAAAGGUGAUAUUUAGAUUGGACAAUGAAGAUUUUCGUAGUCGAAAGUUUCUUCAUCCCAGCUCAUACAACAAAAUCACGUUUGAGUGCCAACAACGUAUGGUUGCCGAUCACUUACAGUUCCUACAUGGUGAAUGUAAGGAGAUGGUCAAAUUGAAACACACAAAAGACUUGUCUAAUAUGUAUAGGCUAUUGAAGCCAAUUAAUGGUGGACUUGGAGUCUUGAUCCUGGAAGUUGAGUCACAUAUCCGGCGGACGGGACUGGAGGCAGUCAAAAACCUCAAGGGUGAAAAUAUCCCAGCCCAGUUUGUAGAGUCUAUGUUGGAAGUACACAAGCACUAUACAGAGCUGAUACAGCAGACGUUCCAGACAGAUCAACAGUUUGUUGGAGCCCUUGAUAAGGCAUGUGCUGCUGCGAUUAACUACCGACACAAUCCAAAGCAUCCAUGUAAAUCAGCGGAGCUGCUGGCUAAAUACUGUGAUAACUUACUAAAGAAAAGUUCAAAGGGAAUCUCUGAGAUGGAGUUGGAUGAUAAGUUGUCUAGUUGUAUCACCGUCUUUAAAUAUCUGGAUGAUAAAGAUGUUUUUCAACGGUUUUACUCUCGGAUGUUGGCCAAGAGAUUAAUAUUUUCACAGUCUGCCUCCAUGGAUGCUGAGGAGUCAAUGAUCAAUAAACUUAAGCAAGCAUGUGGGUACGAGUUCACCAAUAAGUUGCACAGGAUGUUUACUGAUAUGAGUAUAAGUAUGGGACUGAACAACGACUUCAGCGAGUUUAUCAGAAACAAGGACAACAAAGACCUUGGUGUCAACUUCACUAUCAUGGUCUUACAGGCUGGUGCUUGGCCCAUAGGACAAAGUAACCUUCCACCAUUUGCCAUUCCCCAAGAGUUGGAACGCAGUGUCAGAAUGUUCGAGACAUUCUAUAAUGGGAAAUUUAGUGGUAGAAAAUUGACAUGGAUGCAUAAUUUCUGUAGUGCGGAGUUAAAGUUUAACUACCUGAAGCGACCAUUCAUUGUGACAAUGGGGACGUUCCAUAUGGCUAUGUUACUUCUGUACAAUACAUGUGACAGGCUCACUUUCACAGAGCUUAUGGAAAACACUAAGUUACCAGAGAAAGAGCUUGUCAAACAAGUUCAAGGGCUCGUCGACACCAAGCUCAUAGUCGCUACGGGAGACAAGGAUGACCUAUGUCGAUGUUCCUUUAACCUUAAUAUGGAAUACACAAACAAACGCACAAAAUUCAAAAUUGCCAGUUCAGGACAACGAGAGUCUCCACAGGAAGUAGAAAGUACACACAAUGCUGUAGAUGAGGACAGAAAGAUGUAUCUACAAGCAGCCAUUGUCAGAAUCAUGAAGGCGAGAAAGAUUCUAAAACACACCAUGUUGAUACAGGAGGUGAUCAGCCAAGCCCGGGCACGGUUCACACCGAAUAUUCCUAUGAUAAAAAAGUGUAUAGAAGCAUUAAUAGACAAACAGUAUCUUGAACGGACUCCCAACUCGUCAGACGAGUAUCGCUACGUAGCGUAGCAUCACUUAGCAACAUAGUGGGGAAAGGACAGUGGGUAGUACAAUGUGAUACUUGGAAAAGCUGUCUUCAUGCUUUAUAAUCCUGUUUUCUGGAAAUUAAGGACAGAAUGCUGAAAGUAGUGAUGUGAUAAUGUUUUAAUGUGAUUGGUGUCAAGUGUUGAAAGGUCUGGAUGUAAUCAUGUUUCACAAAUUUCCUCAGUCCAUGUUGUGUAAUACAAAUAGGAGUUUACACCCAUCUACUGGGGAUUCAAAAAGCAUUGAGAAAGAAGAUCAAAAUUUGUAACUUCUUAUCACUAAUUUCACUGAUGAAUUAACGAAUAAUGUGGAGAAAAUCUUACACCAUUUAUCAGGUGAUAGUUGAUUUCUGCUCUGAUUUGUUUGAAAUGCUACUUGGAUUCUAGAAAAGUCUCCAAUGGAUUUCUAUUUGAUAUGCUGACAAAUUUUGACAAAGGGUGUGUCAUGCUUGUAACAAAUAAACUGUAUUUCUUGUAUCUACUUUAACCUGCUUCAGAAAGAGGCAGUAUUUGAAGUCCCCGUGAUAACAGUAUGAUGACGUGACAUAGUGGCGACCUGUUGUGGCUGUGACCUUGUGUAACAUAUACCCAUAUCAAGGUUGAGACCUUUAAACUGUUGCUGGAGUCAUGACCUCUAACUUAUAUUAAUUUUUGUACAUGUAUAUGCAUUUGAAAUAAAUGCCAUUGUUACAUUGACAAUGACAUCAAAAGAUGGCUGUUGUUUGUGAUCAGUUCACUGUAUAAUUCAGCCACUUGUUAUCCUACAAUAAGCAGAUCAACUCAUUGCUCAAAUUACCAUAAAAUUCCUUUUAAUCCGUCAUAACUAUAAGGUAAUAUGUUGGCUAGCUUGUGUUAUAACAGAAUAAACAUGUUAAAACCAGUGUAUUAUUGAAAUGGUUGGGGUGAGAGUCUUGAUACUUAGGUUGAUGACCAAUGAUAUAGUAGUAACUUUCAAUUUUGAGUUGAAAACUGUUUACCCUGUGGUAAUGUAGAACAGUCUUAUGCAUUCACUGAUGUGACAAGUUACAUUAAACAACUGCAAAAGGAGCAGGUUUGGUGCGAUUUGUGAUGAGUGUUACAUAUGGUCUCUAGCACUUGGCUGUCAGAAUGAUGUGGCUUGUGCAUAGAGUUAAAUACUGGCUUAUAACUUUGUACCUAAUCCUGACACAUUUUGUAUAUAAGAUUAAUUAUUGAUGCCCACAUUGGGUUACUAGCCUUCGCAUCUCACCAAAAUUUCUCAAUGAAGAAUAACAAUUGGAACUUUAAAACAAAAAAAAUUCCAAUAAAAGUGAUGUUAAAAAAUC